Ilex paraguariensis (yerba mate) is the source of this 894-nucleotide messenger RNA. The record is from the annotation of a GenBank genome assembly. Lineage: Eukaryota; Viridiplantae; Streptophyta; Magnoliopsida; Aquifoliales; Aquifoliaceae.
AUGGGCAUUCUUGUUAGACUUCCGGCCAGUGUCCUUCAUGCAAUUUGCCGGUUAGUAUGCCGGUCUUGGAAAGAUAUGAUCUCUGGAAGCGAAUUCAUCACGCAGAAUGCCAUCCAUGCAAAACCUGAACUUCUGAUUCAUGUCCCAAUUGAUGCAAAUACCCAUUCCUGUAAAGUAAAACUAAUGGCAAUUGAUGAAGAGCAACUUGACUUCAAGCUAGAUGAUUUUAAUAUGGGUAGAAAAGGUCUAGUCAGGUCCAGUUGUAACGGCUUGCUUUUACUGAGCACAUACAACCUGAGGGAUGGAGGGGCCCUACAAGUGGUGAAUCUAGUUACGAAGCGUUUAGUAAAACUCCCUGAUUGCCCUUCUGGUUGUCCACAUAAGGCUUGCGGGGCAGCACUUGGAUAUGACCCCUCUACCAAGGAGUACAAGGUGGUGCAUAUUUAUGCUGAUUUAUAUGGUUUUGAGAUAUUCACCUUAGGUUGCCCUGAUAAUGGAUGGAAACGGAUUCCUGGACCAUUCAAGGAAGUACAUGAACGGCCUUUCAAGCCAAAUUUUUGUUGGAGUGACCCUGUGGUGAUAAAUGACCAGAUCUUGCAUUGGCACGUUACUUCACCCAAAUACAUCAUCUCUAUGGAUGUGAAUGGUGAAAAUACAGGAAAAACCUCUCUCCCGGGUGAUGGCAAGGUGAUUCGCAACCACACAUAUACCUUACUAGAGAUGAGUGGGUAUCUAUCUUUGUUAUGUAAUGUUUCUGAUACCAAAUGUGAUAUUUNCCCCUCAAAACUAUCAUCAAUCACUUAUCGCACCUAUCUUCCAUUUGUCAGAUUCAAACGUCAAAUAACAUCACUCAUUUUUAUCAUAUAUUUAAUCAUUUAUAUAUUUCAUUCCUAA